UCCCCUUCCCCCGCCCCGAGCCGGAGGACCCGAGCCUAGCAAAGAGAGAUGAGCAACUCCAGCAACAAGCGCGCCCCUACCACGGCCACCCAGCGACUCAAACAGGACUAUCUGCGCAUCAAAAAAGAUCCAGUGCCUUAUAUCUGUGCUGAGCCUUUACCAUCCAAUAUCCUUGAGUGGCACUAUGUUGUACGUGGACCUGAAAUGACACCCUAUGAAGGUGGCUACUACCAUGGGAAGUUAAUUUUCCCCAGAGAAUUUCCUUUCAAACCUCCAAGUAUUUAUAUGAUCACACCAAAUGGAAGAUUUAAAUGCAAUACAAGGUUGUGUCUUUCCAUUACUGAUUUCCACCCCGACACAUGGAACCCAGCUUGGUCAGUCUCCACAAUCUUGACAGGCCUUCUUAGUUUUAUGGUUGAAAAAGGCCCCACUCUGGGCAGUAUAGAAACGACAGAAUUUACGAAGAGGCAACUGGCUUCGCAGAGUUUAGAAUUUAACGUAAAAGACAAGGUCUUUUGUGAAUUGUUUCCUGACAUGGUGGAGGAAAUCAAGCAGAAACAGAAGGCACGAGAAGAUCUCCACAGCCGGCCAACGACUCUCCCGCUUCCGGAUGUCAUCCCUGACGGGGAAGCUCAUCAUGGCCAGAACGGCCUGCCAAUUCUUAACGGGCACCCGCCUUUGGCUGCAGCUAACAACCCCCUUGGCCUCCAGCAAGCUAACCGCCAUCAUGGACUCCUGGGUGGAGCUUUGGCAAACUUGUUCGUUAUAGUGGGCUUUGCGGCUUUUGCGUAUACAGUGAAGUAUGUCUUGAGGAGCAUUGCGCAGGAGUGAGACGCUCUGGAGUUCUCCUUCUCCUUCCAAGUCUGGGUUCUGAGACCAAAAUAACAGUAGUGGCAGGAAGGAAACAAAACAUUUGGGACUCUGUGGGUCUCGUACUCCCGACUGUGGGGCUAACUGCUGUGAUGUGUACAGGGUUUCCUUUUUUUUUUUUUUAAUUACUGGUUUGGCUCAUGGAAUUAGUUUUGUUGGAAGGGAGGGAAAAACCCUGUUUGGGAUUGAAAAGGAUGUGAUGGGAUGGAGGAAGGAAGAGGACAAACACACUGUCUCCCAAGAAAAGAAGAAGAAGAAGAAAAAAAUCCCUUUCUGAAACAGGUAAAUUGUAGGAUCUAAAUUUACCGGCCUGCAAAAUCCCUGUGUUUCGUUUUUCUUUUCUUUUUUUCAGAGCACUAUGAAUCAGUUCUAACAUCUUGGAGUUUUUGAGAAGUUGGGCAGAGGCAUCCACUUUAAGGCAACAUGGGUUUUUUUGGCGAUAGGAAGAUGGGGUGGGAGAGCAUGGGCAGUCCAUGCCUGUUUUAAUACGGAUGGGUAGAUCUCUCAGAAAAGGAGGGUAGAGGAAUAAGGAGCGCUCUUGUUUCCUUAAGAGAUCCCCUUAGAUCACCUCGCUUGACGUGCUGGUGUUUGCUGCUGAACGGGUUCCCAAACUGAGCAGAUGUUUGGAUGAACGCUAGAUCCUCGAGGCAGCAUUUUACAUACUACGCUUGCCCGAUGCCAGAGAGUGAAUUUACAGUUCUUUUAAAAUAAAGUUUGGAGUGAGGGUAAGCAUAAAGCUUUUUGAGCCACCCCAACAAAGUUAGAGGAGUUUUGGUGCUAACAGACACAGCCUGGGUUUACGCAAGAGAGAAAACUUUUCCACUCUCCCACGCAACCACAAGGGUACAGUGGCCUGAGUAACAGUGUGUGUUUUAAAGCAGGCACGUUCUUUGCCCAACUCAUCACAAUGUGCAGUUUUUCUUCUUAUAAUUCUGGCCCAAUUAAAAACGUGCCCAAUUGCUCUUUAAAAGAGAGAGGCAGGACAAUGGCCAAAUCUUACCAGCUUUUGUUGGCCUUUUGAUCAGCA
Molecule: messenger RNA, 1897 nt
Organism: Protobothrops mucrosquamatus (brown spotted pit viper)
Lineage: Eukaryota; Metazoa; Chordata; Lepidosauria; Squamata; Viperidae
Gene: UBE2J2
Product: ubiquitin conjugating enzyme E2 J2
Exons: 7
Coding region: 49-831 (260 amino acids)
Source: RefSeq, a predicted model, not a curated record